This is a messenger RNA of Enterobius vermicularis (human pinworm), 1152 nucleotides long. Lineage: Eukaryota; Metazoa; Nematoda; Chromadorea; Rhabditida; Oxyuridae. The record is from the annotation of a GenBank genome assembly.
AUGCAGGGUAAAGGUAAUGCACUGAUGUUGUUGCCACCAACGAUAGCUGCUGGUGAAACACUGGACGUUGAAGUUUUGAAUAUCGUUGUUCGGCAAAUGUGGAUGAACGAGGUAUGGCGAGAAAUGAAUAUCAACGGAUACUUUUCUGUGUCAGGAGCUGAACAGUGUGAGUUCUUAUUUUUAAAAUUGUCAACAAAAUGUUUCUUGCAGUCGUGGAAGGACAGAAGACUGAAGUGGGAUCUUGGCGAGUGGAAAACUGAUGUGCUCAAUGUCAAGUCCUACGGCCGUCUUUGGGUUCCCGACAUCAACUCUGACAAGCAUCAGACUUCCGCUCAAGCUGGAGAAUAUACACAGUAUCAGAAUAUAUUGGUUAAGAAUAAUGGUAACGUUACUGCACGAUUGGAAUAUAAGAUUCAAGCACACUGUGAAAUUGACUAUACAAACUUCCCAGAUGAUCACAAAUACUGUUGCUUUAACAUGAAAUCUACGCUGUAUCCACAUUAUAUCAAAUUUUUCCUUGUUCGCGGUGAAGAUGGUGUUGACGUAAGCCACGUUAGAACAAACUGGCAUAUCGAGUCGGCAACUGUCAAGCAAACUCAGAACGAAGAUGACAGAAAGGCUCAAGUAUUAAAUAUGUGUUUGACUGUUCGAAGACGGUCUACCACUUUAAGGAUCGAGUUGACCAUUCCGAUGAUGGUUUCCUCAUUAUUUGUUGUUAUUGCUCCGUUCUUCGGAACAUUUAAAGAUCAGCUAAACAUUAAACUGUUCGCAAUUCUUAUUCAAUUGCUCAGCUUUACCAAUUUGGCCAGUAAGACCCCACAGGUCGGAUUUGGUGACACAGUACCAAACAUAUAUGUUUUCUAUGUUUUCACACUUGCAACUUCAGUAAUUAGUCUGUUAUUAACGCUUGUUAUCAGUGCAAUGUCUCGAAUUCAGAGGAAAUUACCACCAGCACACCGUUAUACACUGUUGGCUUCUGUGCUGAACACAAAUCUGUGCUGUGGUAGCGAACCCGGAGCAAUUACAGAUGGUACAUCAGGCAAAGAUAAUCAGAACGAUUGGCUCCAGAUUCAUGUUGCCAUUAAUAAUAUUGCUUCAUUUUUUAUUCUUCUUGCUUACAGCAUCGGUAUUACGGUUAUCCUGUGUAGCUAA